Colletes gigas is the source of this 1789-nucleotide messenger RNA. It is a transcript of the gene ChLD3, whose product is annotated as chitin deacetylase 1. Gene Ontology annotation, cellular component: extracellular region. Gene Ontology annotation, molecular function: chitin binding; protein binding. The record is from RefSeq and is a predicted model, not a curated record. Bases 73 to 1632 code for a protein of 519 amino acids. Lineage: Eukaryota; Metazoa; Arthropoda; Insecta; Hymenoptera; Colletidae. The transcript has 10 exons. Gene Ontology annotation, biological process: carbohydrate metabolic process.
GUUGGAAAGUGCGGGUUCUCGUACGAGGAGCGAGAAACGUAAAACGAAUCGUCUCGCUACCCGUCAAUCGACAUGAGAUCGUCCAAGUUGCAUUCGCUGCUUCUCGUCGCGCUCGCUUUUUCCGCGGCCGCGGCGCAGGGAACAGAGAAAUCGGAAAACACGCCGUGUAUCGACGACAGCAGAUUCUAUCGGAACCCCAAUUCGCCGGCUAGCAACGUAUGGUCGCCGGCAGAGUGCGCCAAGUAUUACCUCUGCUUAGAUAACGAAGUGUUCGAGUUCAGGUGCUCGCAAGGGCUGUUGUUCGACGUUUCCAGGCAGAUAUGCGACUUCAAAGCGAACGUCGACAACUGCGACGUGACCUCAGAGAAGCAACCACCGAGACCGCUGCUCGGUGACGGCGAUUGCGAUGAGAAGCACUUGGCUUGCGGCGACGGUACGUGCUUUCCGGCUGCAUACUUCUGCGACGGGAGCGUUGACUGUCCCGAUGGCUCCGACGAAGGCUGGUGCGAUACUCGAAACGACACGAACGGCGCGUUACCCUGCAAUCCGAAGGAAUGCCGCCUGCCCAAUUGUUGGUGUUCCGAGGACGGGACUCGAGUUCCCGGUAACCUGACGGCGUCUACGAUCCCGCAGAUGAUAACCGUCACUUUCGACGACGCCGUGAACGCGGAGAACUUCGAGAUCUACGCCAAAAUAUUUCCCGACGACAGGCGGAAUCCGAACGGAUGCCCCGUGAGAGGCACUUUCUACGUUAGCCAUCAGUACACCAAUUACAGGGACGUGCAGUACUUGUGGAAUGUCGGGCACGAGAUCGCCGCGCACUCUGUCACGCACCGUGGACCCGAGAACUGGUGGUCGAAGAACGCCACUAUCGAGGACUGGUUCGACGAGAUGGUUGGCGUGGCGAAUAUCAUUAACAAAUAUGCUGGAGUUAGGCUCAAAGACAUCAAGGGUUUAAGGGCGCCCUUCUUACGCGUCGGUUGGAACCGACAGUUUCUGAUGAUGUCGGAAUUUGGCUUUGUCUACGACUCGUCCAUGCUGGUUCCGUUUUCCGAUCCGCCAAUAUGGCCGUACACAUUGGACUACAAGCCACCGCACGAUUGCAUAGGUCCCGAACAACUCUGUCCAACUCGCGCGUAUCCGGGCAUCUGGGAGCUUCCGUUGAAUCAACUUCUGGCAGGUGAAUACAUUUGCACGAAGAUGGACUCGUGUUCGCCGAAUUUAUCGGGCGAGGAUGUGUAUAAAAUACUGAUGCUGAACUUCAAGAGGCAUUACCUCAGCAAUCGUGCCCCGAUGGGUCUGCAUUUGCACGCGUCCUGGUUCCGAAAUCCAAUGUACUUUUACGUGUUGACUAAAUUCAUGGACGACGUGCUUCGUUUGAACGACGUGUAUUUCGUGACGAGCCAUCAGGUGAUCGAAUGGAUGCGCGCGCCAGUGUCCUUAAACACGAUCGAGAGUUUCAAGCCUUGGCGAUGCGACAAGCGGCAAUUCCAGCCGUUCGAAAUUGCUUGCGACUUACCGAGCAGCUGUAAAUUACCUAGCAGGGUGCUCAAGUCGUAUCGUUAUUUAAAUACAUGUUUCGAAUGCCCCAAAGAAUAUCCAUGGUUGAGGAACGAGUUUGGAUUCGAAUGACAAGCGUACAUAGUAUCCAGUAAUUACCAUGCCAUGUUUAAAUUGUAAACGUUACGAGACAUAGUUGCGGGAAGUGCAACAAUUUUAUACGCGGAGACAGAGUGAAAAUUAUUUAUUUGAAAAUAUACCUGCAUUCACGCACACACACAUUUAUAUA